AAAACCCCAGCAGUGACAAAAAUGUGCAUUAUUGCAUUCAUUUUUACCCCCAAAUCUGGCUGUGGGCACUUGUGCAUGACAAAACCAAGCCAAAGAUGGACAAGGGAUGAUGGGGUUAAACUCAAACAGGGGGAGUUCAGGAGCCGAGCAUGGGAACAUCCCAGGGGCGGUUCGAGGACCAGCAACGAACAUCCAGCCCAGAGGAAGCCACCUCAGUCACCUCCUGCUGCUGAAGAGGCAAACCCCUGCUCAGGACCAAGCAGCGAUGGAUGAGCAGCCGCUUGCUGCAGCCACGGAGCUUUUGGGGAGACCCAUUGAGGUCUAUGAGGAGAGGCUCCAGUCCCACCUGCGAGCUCUAAGGAAGGUGCUGGCGGAGCUUCUGGACUGGAGAAUGAGUGAAGAGAAGCAGCGCAUGGAUUAUCUGGCGAGGAGCGAGGCCGAGCGGGGCCGCAUCAGGGCCGAGUUCAAGAGGCUGCAGCAGCUGCUGGCAGAGAAGGAGUGUGCAGCACUGGCCCGGCUGGCAGAGCUCGAUGCUGCCUUUGAAGCUGCUCAGGAGGAGAAGUCUUCGCGGGUGGCUGAGGGCAUCACACAGCUCCAUGUGCUCAUUGGGCAGCUGGAGGCCAAGCGCCUGCCUCAGGAUAUUGGGAGCAUCCUAAGCAGCAAAAUGAAGCUUCAGCUCCCGUCUGGGCUCCCCACUGAGCUGGAAAAGAGCCUGAGCUCCUGCCGGCACCAGCGGGAUGCUCUCCGGGAGGCCCUGGAGGAGCUCAGAGACAAGGGGAUACCUGAACCAAGGCCAGGACCUGGGAACUUUCCCAGCAGAGAGAAAAAGGGUGAGGUGACCCUUUAUUCCCCUUUCUUCCUGCCCCUACAAUGGCGUCACCCUCCCACUGACCUAUCUGGCUUUCCCUACAGCAAAAGCAACUGCGGAUCCCAGCUGGGCUCCUCUCCCGCAGCUCUUGGUGGACAGAAAGAGCGCGCGGUGGGAUGAGGAGGAGCUGGAAGCGGGAGGGGAACCCUAGCGGCUUUAUACCUGAGCUGCUCAGGCCGUGUAAGAG
Pezoporus occidentalis (night parrot) is the source of this 1055-nucleotide messenger RNA. RefSeq lists its product as uncharacterized. Gene Ontology annotation, molecular function: ubiquitin protein ligase activity. Bases 107 to 988 code for a protein of 293 amino acids. Gene Ontology annotation, biological process: protein ubiquitination. The record is from RefSeq and is a predicted model, not a curated record. Gene Ontology annotation, cellular component: cytoplasm. NCBI's taxonomy places the organism in Eukaryota, Metazoa, Chordata, Aves, Psittaciformes, Psittacidae. The transcript is spliced from 7 exons.